Molecule: messenger RNA, 1074 nt
Organism: Scleropages formosus (Asian bonytongue)
Lineage: Eukaryota; Metazoa; Chordata; Actinopteri; Osteoglossiformes; Osteoglossidae
Gene: aknad1
Product: AKNA domain containing 1
Exons: 7
Coding region: 172-1074 (300 amino acids)
Source: RefSeq, a predicted model, not a curated record
UUAUCAUUUAUCAGUGUCAUAUAGGCCAGUAUGCAGGGAAGUAAUUCUGAAGUUGCACUUCAGGGUUCUUUACAGGUAGCAUUUAUUGUACAGUAAAAGAGCAGAAAAUGAAAAACUUGUCAGCUAGAUGAGGUUUUUUUUCCUCUUUGUGUGAACUGCUUGGCAGAGUUGAUGGACACAGACUCCCACGCUUCUGGGCAGCCCAUCGCUCACAGAGGGGGAGGCCAUCUGGUGAUGGCAUUAGGAGAUGACAGGAAGCCCGUGAACAAAGCCACAGCUGAGGCUCACCCCCAUACCUGUACUUGCCAUAAUGAGGCGAUUUCAGCUCUCCAGUCAGAGGUGGCCAGGCUGAAGAAAGAUCUGGAGAAGAGCCUGCAGUACCUGCCAUAUAUCACCAAGAGAAUGGACUGUUUGGCUUCCAAGUGCAAAGUGAAGAAGAGGUGUCGACGAAAGGUUGUGGAAAACUGCAGUUCAGAGGACUGGAUUACCUCAGGAAGUACUGAAGAUCCAGAUCUUUCUCCAAGUCAGCAUGACGUACUGGCCAGUCCUCGGGAAAAGGACACCACCAGUCACAGGGGAUACCCUUAUUGUGAUGAACGGGGAAGGUCAUUGGCCAAAAAACAUGUAUUCGCAGCACACAGCUCAAUCCACUUGAAGGGGAAGAAGCUUCCCUUAACUCAAAGUAUGUGUCUUUCAACAAAAAGUGUAAACCAGCUGCAUCAAAAGGACUGGAGGUCAUCCUGGAGCUUACCUGCUGGCAUCACGGCAAUAGAGGACCACCAGAGACGCUCCUUACAAUCAGAUUUCGCCAUGCUGCCUAGAAAUCAACUCUUCCAAAAAACACAGUGUCCACCUCACACUGCUUCAAAGGCCAGGAGUCACAGAAGGUCCAGAGAGAAGAAGAAUGAAGAGGUCAGUCGCACCCUGGACAUGGCUAUUGAGGCUGCCUGGAGCAUGAAGCAGACAACAGAGCGAAUGGCCAGAAACCUGUCUGUGGACUUGGCCAAAGUGGAGCUGUACCAGAAGCUGCACGGUCUGGACCCACAUAGCAGUGGGACAAAUGAUAGCUGUUAG